AUGGAGUGCCUCAAAGACUGCUGCAAGAACUUCAUGAAGAAGAAGGGGAAGGAGCAGGAGACCCAAGUUAUCGCGAUGAAGAUGCCUCCUAACAAGGCAUCAGGAUGGGAGGCAGAUGAAAGAAGGGGGGUCACAGAAGACUACCUCCUGUCCAAGCUGCCCCCGGACGGCAGAGAGGUGCCGUUUGUCCUGCCGACAUUUAAGGCCUCGUACGUCCAACCCAGAGGCUCCCGCUACCCCAAUAUACAGCCUGGACCGCAGAGCUCAGCCCGGUGCACGUAUGCCGAGAGGAAGGCAGAGCUGCUGGGCUCCAGUCAAUUCACCUACAGCCCAGAGUCCAGCUUCCAUCAGAUUCAGCUGGCCGAGUACUUCUCCCCAGGAUCGACACGCCGCAACACAGUGAAGAACCUAGACGCCGGUCCACAAAGUCCAGGUUUUCUGAAGCCGGGCGUCGAGCAGCGACUGAGCAGCUCCAUGUUUGAUCUGUCCAGCCCUCAGAAUCACAUGCAGCGCUUCGACUCCGUCUCCAGCGUCCUCAGCAGCACCUCCUCCAUGAUUGGCUCCAUUGAAAGCAGCCUGGACUCCAUCACCCUGUCUGGGGAUGAGCGUGAGCUAGGGAAGGUGUGCGUCCGAGUGAGCUACCAGGAGGCCGUGGAGCAGGUGUGGAUCACUGUGGUUCAGUGUUCAGACCUCAGCGUCGUUCCAGAUGGAGUGGAACAACAAAAGAUUGGACUUAAAGGGAUCAUCACCAUCCCCAAACCAAUCCAGUUCAAGACCUCGAUCAAGGACUACUGUCAGGACAUGUCCUUUAUGGAGACCUUCGUGUUUGCGCUGCGUCUCCAGCAGUUGCGUGGCAGUGCCUUGGUGCUGCGGCUGCAGACACACAACCCCAAGAAACGUACGGUGGCGGAGUGCGUCCUCUCCCUACGACAGCUCGGCCCUCAGGAGACAGAGCACUGGCUGGAACUCAACCUCAAGUCCAAAUCCUCUGUGUGCCACGCUGAGCUGCAUCUCACCACCUGCUUUCAGCCAGUCAACGGACGCAUCCAGCUCCAAGUCCUCGCCGCCCAGAACCUCCCAGCAUCCUCUUCACCACUCACCCAAGCGUUUUUUGUCAAAGUGGAGAUGCAACAGUUGGGGCGGGUGGUGAUGAAGAAGAAGACUCGUGUCCUGAAGGCCUCGGGGGGGCAGUGUAAGUGGAAGGAGACGUUUCACUUCCUGCUGGCUGCGUUAGACCAGGCCUGCUCGCUGUCAGUCAAACUCUACAGCCGGAGCUCAGUCAGGAGGAAACAGUGUCUUGGACAGGUUCAGCUGGGAUUCGACAGCCCUGUCCCAGAAGCAGUGGAGCUGUGGAAGGACACGAUGGCUCAUCCAGAGAAAGUGGUGUCCGCAUGGCACAGGCUGAGCGCCGCCUAAACCUCUUCUGUCUUCUUGACACACUACAGAUGUGAUGCUCCCGGGCUGCAGGUCCAGCUGUGCCCGCUUGUUUUUCCAGGAGCUGACCACAAGUCUAGACUCUGGCUGAGUGGCCUGAGUCUGAAGGACCGGACUGUAAACUGCUGAAUGUGCUCUGAAUGCCCUGAGAGACCAGGUUUUCACUGUUCAGGUGCUCGGUUGUAAAAAGGUGUUUCGAACAAAGUGUAAUUACUGAAAAGUCAUUUUUUUGGUGGUUUUGGAGUAGAGAAAACUAUUUUUUUCCUUAAAAAACUGUAGAGCAUUUAUCCAACUGACCAAGUCAGCUGCAUAGCAGUUAGCUGUAUAUAAUGUUGUAAUUAGCAACUCUUGUGUCUUUUUAGGGAAACCUCUCUCUCUGUUUCAGUUGGAUAGAAAGUUUACAAGCUGAGAAAGUCGACAUAAAGCUGAAUUCACUGUAUUAAAAACCUUAUGUAAUUUAGUCCCAUCUUAAAGGAUAAGGCUGGCAAUAUUAUACAUUUUUCUCAUUGUCAACGAACCCACAAAAAGAUCAAAACCAACACUACAUUCUGGAUACGCAACGAUUCUCCACCUUGUCUUUGGCUCUCAGAUUAACACCACUUGUUCCUAGUGAAGACAUAAAAUCUUUAUGAGAAUAUCAGUCAUGAGAAUAUAAUCACAUAUAUAGAGGUAUAUUUUAAAAAGGGCUCUGUAAUUUGCUGAAACAGGUAGGCACUGUUGACUUCACAAAUCAUUACUUAAAGUAACAAUAUCAAAGAUCUUUCAGGUGUGUUUUUGAAUCUCACUGCCCAGAGAGGAAUUUUUCUUGGGAAUGUAAAUGAUAAAUGGACCUGCACUUAUAUAGCGCUUUUCUAGUCGCUUUGCGACCACUCAAAGCGCUUUACACUACAGACUGCACUCAUUCACCUGUUUCACACACACAUUCAUACUGGUGGCAGAGGCUACCCUAAACGGUGCCACCUGCCACCAUUGGGAAUUCAUUCACACACCGAUGAACACAGCAUCAGGAGCAAUUUGGGGUUCAGUAUCUUGCUCAAGGAUACUUCGACAUGUAGGCUGCCAUGGUCAGGGAUCGAACCACCAACCCUCCGAUCACUGGACGAACAAUCUACCACAGCUGCCCCUCAUUUAUUUAUUGAAUAUCAGUUCCUUGUUUAUAAUACUGCAGCAGAAACAAGCUGCUACCAACAUAUAAUCAUCAAUUGAAGUUGAUUUGGCAAGCUUGUUAAACAAUCACCAACUUAAGCCCAAUAUUCACACACUUUUAGCUCUGUUUUUGGUCUCUACCAACUCCUGGUAGAGGGAGGGAAAUAUCUGGCUAUUAAGCUGCUAAACCUUUCACUAUGUUCACCAGCUAGACAGAGUAUGAUGUACAGAGGCUUUAUUGAGCUUUUUCACUGAAAGUAACUGCCUGCUGCGUCUUAUAACGACAUGAGAGUGAACCCAAAAGUAAAUUUACAGACAUUAGAGCUACAAUACAGCUCCAUGUUAUCAUUUGAUGCAUAGUUAGAGUAAACUAGCAGUUUAUAGCUGCUUUAAACAGGAGUAAAGGUAUUUGUGGGGACUUCUUUAGAUGCUGAUUUACACACAUUUUGUAUGUUAGCAAGUAAUGAAUGAUCUUAUCAGCAACAAUGUGCUCACUGAUAUGUUUUACUAGUUAUUAGACACCAAUGGAUGGAGCUCUGUCAGCGAUAUCAGUGUCUGGAUACACAGUUUUGUUAGUUUAAUCUAUUCACUGUUGAUUUUGGUCUUUUCAUGGUAUUUGUUGACAAUAAGGGAAAUAUAAAGCAGUAUCAAACCUUAGCUGGACGCUUUUGAUAAAAGCACUUUAAUUUUUUUUAUGUAUUUAAUGUAUUAAUGUUGAGAAUUUAGUGAUUAAAAGUAGUCAUUUGA
Molecule: messenger RNA, 3327 nt
Organism: Centropristis striata (black sea bass)
Lineage: Eukaryota; Metazoa; Chordata; Actinopteri; Perciformes; Serranidae
Product: tandem C2 domains nuclear protein
Exons: 11
Coding region: 1-1416 (471 amino acids)
Cellular component (GO): nucleus
Source: RefSeq, a predicted model, not a curated record